AAGAAGAAGAACCAUAUGUUCAUCAUCCACAUUUUUCUGGUGAUGCACUGUUCACGGUGUCAUUACUGGUAUGCCUGAAUCCUAUGCAGAAUACUUAUUUGACACUUCAUUCGAUUUUUCUCAGACACUCAGUGCCUCUUAAUUUUCUCAUAUAGACUUUAAAAAAAAAGAUUUUGCACGGCUACAUUUUGACAACCAGGACAUUGUGCUGCGCAUGCGCCGUUACAGUGGAGUUUGGGUUCUGUUUACAGAAGGAAUGCUGUUUCAGAAGUAGCAAGCUAACUUGUGCAAUGUUAUGUCAACCGUCUUUGGAAUAAAACACAAUUAUGGACAAAGAAUGGACCAUUAUCAAGCACCUGUAUCGAAGCAGGGGAAAACAAUCCAUGUCAUCUAUGCACUGAAAUAGCAAAAGGAGGCCGCUUUUCCCCGUGGUUUAUUUUCAUGCCAGCCAGGUGAUUUUACUCAUUUCCCCUCCAUUCAUGCGUCUGGCUUGGUUUAGCUGUCAUGGAUGACAAGGCCUUGGUGGGGAAAAUUAGCGUGUCGUCCGACUCAGUGUCCACCUUGAACAGUGAGGACUUUGUGCUGGUGUCGCGGCUGGGGGACGACACCCCAGGCUCCUCCAUUAAUAACGGUAGUGAUGACGAAAAGACAGGACUGAAGGUGAUUUCUGAGGAAGGGGUCAGCUUUAAGAUUGUGGGAAACGGCAGUGAGCAGCAGUUGCAGAAGGAGCUGGAGGAUGUUCUGAUGGACCCCUCUGUAGCUGACCAGAUUCUGAGCAGUGGCGGUGGUGGCUGCGGAGACCAGGCGGGAGGGGGGGACCAUGUGUCCCAGCCCACCACAGCAGUACCACCCCAGUCCAUGCCCCAACCGUGCCCUGACCCCCUCAGCGACCCCCUCAACACCCUGCCAAAAGUUGAGAUGGUUCUGCCCGUCCAAUCCGCACAAGGUGCACAGGAGAGCGAGCUAAAUGAACGAUCGUACCGCGGGGAUGAGUCAUCAUCGGAGUGCAGCCCCAGUACACCCAUCCCAGACGAGGACAGUGUGGUCUUCAAUAAGCUGACCUACCUGGGCUGUGCCUCGGUCAACGCCCCCCGCAGUGAGGUGGAAGCUCUCUGCAUGAUGACCGUCCUCAGAGGGCAGUGCCAGCUACCCCUGGCAGUCACCCUAUCUGUGCCCGGCGUCUCAGAGGGCACCGUCAGGUUGCUGGACCCCCAGACAAGCACAGAGAUAGCCAGUUACCCCAUCUACAAGAUCAUGUUCUGUGUGCGUGGUCAUGACGGCACGCCUGAGACUGACUGCUUUGCCUUCACAGAGAGCCACUACAACGCAGAGAUCUUCCGUAUACAUGUCUUCCGCUGUGAGAUCCAAGAGGCGGUCAGCAGGAUACUGUACAGCUUUGCCACAGCCUUUAGGCGGUCUGCCAAGAAGACGCUCCUCUCGGGCUUGGCUCCGCCCCUGACGCCAGACAGCGACGUCUUCACCUUCACCGUCAGUCUAGAGAUCAAGGAGGAUGAUGGGAAAGGGACCUUUAGCGCUGUGGCGAAAGACAAAGACAAGAACAGCUUUAAGCUGCGUCCUGGAAUGGACAAGAAGGUCUUCAUCUACGUACAGCAGACGUCCAAUAAGGAGCUGUCUAUAGAGAGGUGCUUCGGCCUACUGCUGAGCCCAGGGAAGAACGUGAAGAACAGUGACAUGCACCUGCUAGACCUGGAGUCGAUGGGGAAGUCAUCCGAUGGAAAGUCCUACAUCAUCACAGGGAGCUGGAAUCCCAACACGCCUCAGUUCCAGGCUGUCAACGAGGAGACAGCCAAAGAUACGUUUAUCUACAUGACGACGGCGGUGGACCUGGUGAUCACUGAGGUGGAGGAGCCGGUUCGUUUCCUGCUGGAGACCAGGGUCAGAGUCUGCUCCCCCAACGAGAGGCUCUUCUGGCCAUUCAGCAAACGCAGCUACACAGAGACUUUCUACCUGAAACUCAGACAGAUGGAACGUAAGAGGAACAAGGACACCCUGUACGAGGUGCUGAGCCUGGAGAGCGAGUUAGAGAGGGAGAGGAAGAAGACUACAGCCAGCCCCAACAUCCUGCAGUCUGCCUCCCAAGGAUCCAUGGUGCCAUCGCCCCCUGAGGAUGAUGAGGAGGAAGACAAUGACGAGCCGUUGCUGAGUGGCUCAGGAGACGUGUCAAAAGAGUGUGCUGAGAAGAUCCUGGAGACCUGGGGAGACCUGCUGUCCAAAUGGCAUCUGAACCUGUCUGUGCGUCCCAAGCAGCUCCCGGCUUUGGUGCGUAGCGGGGUCCCAGAGGCCCUCAGAGGAGAGGUGUGGCAGCUCCUGGCUGGUUGCCAUAACAACGACCACCAAGUGGAGGAGUACCGCACCCUCAUCACUAAGGAGUCUCCCCAGGACAGUGCCAUCACCAGAGACAUUAACAGGACUUUCCCAGCUCACGACUACUUCAAGGACACUGGAGGAGACGGGCAAGACUCACUCUACAAGAUCUGCAAGGCCUACUCAGUGUAUGAUGAGGAGAUUGGUUACUGCCAGGGACAGUCUUUCCUGGCCGCUGUGCUGCUGCUGCACAUGCCUGAGGAACAGGCCUUCAGUGUUCUGGUCAAGAUCAUGUUUGACUACGGACUCAGGGACCUCUUCAAGCAGAACUUUGAGGAUCUACACUGCAAGUUCUUCCAGCUGGAGAGACUCAUGCAGGAAUACAUCCCAGACCUGUAUAACCACUUCCUGAACGUGGGUCUGGAGGCUCAUAUGUACGCCUCUCAGUGGUUCCUCACGCUCUUCACAGCCAAGUUCCCCCUCUACAUGGUGUUCCACAUCAUAGACCUGCUACUCUGUGAGGGCAUCAGUGUGAUCUUCAACGUGGCUCUGGCUCUCCUGAAGACCUCAAGGGAAGACCUGCUGGCAACAGACUUUGAGGGGGCGCUCAAGUUCUUCCGGGUCCCGGUUCCCAAACGCUACCGCUCAGAGGAGAACGCUAAGAAACUGAUGGAGCUGGCCUGCAGCAUGAAGAUCAGCCAGAAGAAGCUGAAAAAGUAUGAGAAGGAAUAUGACAGCAUGAGAGAACAGCAGGAGCAGCAGGAGCCUCCCAUUGAGAGAUAUGAGAGGGAGAACCGUCGUCUCCAGGAGGCUAACAUGCGUCUGGAGCAGGAGAAUGAUGACCUGGCCCAUGAACUGGUCAGCAGCAAAAUCGCUCUGCGCAAAGACCUGGACAACGCUGAGGAGAAAGCAGACGCUCUGAACAAGGAGCUGUUGAUGACCAAACAGAAGCUGGUGGAUUCAGAGGACGAGAAGAGACGACUAGAGGAGGAGUCUGCACAGCUGAAAGAGAUGUGCAGACGGGAGCUGGGUAAAUCAGAGUCUGAGAUAAAGAACAAUGGUUCCAUCAUAGGAGAGUACAAACAGAUCUGCUCUCAGCUCAGUGAGCGUCUGGAGAAACAGCAGAUGGCCAACAAGGGAGAGGUGGAGAAGAUCCGGCUGAAGGUGGAGGGCUGUGAGAAGUGCUCUAUCCUCUUCAACAAGGAGGGUCGUCUAAAGGCAGUGAGGAAGAUGAAGGAGGGCAGCGAGGAAGAGACGGACGAGGAGAAGGAGGGUCUGAAGAACCAGCUCAGAGAGAUGGAGCUGGAACUGGCCCAGACCAAACUACAACUGGUGGAGGCAGAGUGCAAGAUACAGGACUUGGAGCACACCCUGGGUCUGGCCCUGAACGAGGUCCAGGCAGCCAAGAAGACCUGGUUCAACAGAACCUUAACCUCCAUCAAGACCGUGACCGGAGCACAGGGGAAGGAGACGACCUAACCUGAGACCCUCCUCCUCGACCACAGACCGUUCCCUGCAGCUCCCAAACCUCGACCUGUUCCUCUCCCAGCCUCCCCCUCCUCCCCUUGGUCAGGGGUACCAGCCACUAACUUGACCGGAGUGAACCAAACCUCACCACGACAGGAGUUUUAAAUAACGACUGAGUUCAAAGGUACCACUGCCCCAAACUAAAUGAUAUACUUAAUUAAAAAAGAAACAGAAAAGAAAAGAGUCUUCAACAUUGGUCUUUAUACUACUGAUAUUUAACAGGUAAGGAAGGGGUUGUAGAGAGUUACCUGAACUGUCCUCUCUCCAGACAUGGGAAAGACAGCGCUUCAUUUUACUGUCCUCUCUCCAGACAUGGGAAAGACAGCGCUUCAUUUUACUGUCCUCUCUCCAGACAUGGGAAAGACAGCGCUUCAUUUUACUGUCCUCUCUCCAGACAUGGGAAAGACAGCGCUUCAUUUUACUGUCCUCUCUCCAGACAUGGGAAAGACAGCGCUUCAUUUUACUGUCCUCUCUCCAGACAUGGGAAAGACAGCGCUUCAUUUUACUGUCCUCUCUCCAGACAUGGGAAAGACAGCGCUUCAUUUUACUGUCCUCUCUCUGGACAUGGGAAAGACAGCGCUUCAUUUUACUGUCCUCUCUCCAGACAUGGGAAAGACAGCGCUUCAUUAUGCUGUCCUCUCUCCAGACAUGGGAAAGACAGCGCUUCAUUUUACUGUCCUCUCUCCAGACAUGGGAAAGACAGCGCUUCAUUAUGCUGUCCUCUCUCCAGACAUGGGAAAGACAGCGCUUCAUUUUUACUGUCCUCUCUCCGGACAUGGGAAAGACAGCGCUUCAUUUUACUGUCCUCUCUCCGGACAUGGGAAAGACAGCGCUUCAUUUUACUGUCCUCUCUCCAGACAUGGGAAAGACAGCGCUUCAUUUUACUGCCCUCUCUCCAGACAUGGGAAAGACAGCGCUUAAUUUUACUGUCCUCUCUCCAGACAUGGGAAAGACAGCGCUUAAUUUUACUGUCCUCUCUCCAGACAUGGGAAAGACAGCGCUUCAUUUUACUGUCCUCUCUCCAGACAUGGGAAAGACAGCGCUUCAUUUUACUGUCCUCUCUCCAGACAUGGGAAAGACAGCGCUUAAUUUUACUGUCCUCUCUCCAGACAUGGGAAAGACAGCGCUUCAUUUUACUGUCCUCUCUCCAGACUACUUGCACCAACAACAACUCCAACUGUAAUCUAGGUACUACCAGAGCUAAAUAACAGCCUCCUUCUUUUCAAACUGAGCGUUUCUCAUUUCUGAUCUAUGAUACCUUUCUUUUUCUGUAUAUGUGUGACUCUGAACAUGCUUAUGAAUAAACAUGAGUGAAAACUGAGCACACCAGAGUGUAUGUAUGGGUGUGUUUAUUAAUGUGUGUGUGAGUGUUAAGGGGAGUGUGAGUGUGCAUGAGUACGUAUGUUUGUACAGGUAACUGCCACAGUAAUGGAAGCGAUUAAAUGAGGGAUAGAAAGUAUUUUGAAAGCAGAUGCCUCCAUACAGGUGUGGUUCUUGAGUUAAUUAAGUAAUUAACAUCCCAUCAUUAUGGCCAUGUAUUAAAAUGCUGGACAUGUCAUUAUUUUGGCUACCAUGGCUAUACCCCCACAGGACACGAGUGGUCACUGAAUGGUUUGAUGAGCAUGAAAACUAUGUAAACCAUGUGCCAUGGCUGUCUCAGUCACCAGAUCUCAACCCAAUUGAACACUUUUUUUUUUUUUCUUUUUUUUACCUUUAUUUAACCAGGCAAGUCAGUUAAGAACAAAUUCUUAUUUUCAAUGACGGCCUCGGAACAGUGGGUUAACUGCCUGUUCAGGGGCAGAACAACAGAUUUUGUACCUUGUCAGCUCGGGGAUUUGAACUUGCAACCUUUCGGUUACUAGUCCAAUGCUCUAACCACUAGGCUUAUGUGAAGCUUCUCUAGGGGAGCCUGAGAUGGCGUUUUUCCAUUAACAUAACACCAAAUGAUGGAAUUUCACUUGUAGAAUCUAUGCCCUGGGUACAUUGAAGUAGUUCUGGCUCGUGGCGCCCCAGCGCUCUAUGAAGACACUUUAUGUUACCAUUUCCUUUAUUUUGGCAGUUACCUGUGUGACUGAUGUUUUGAGUGUGGUCUUCCUGUGAAGUUCAGCAGGAUAGGAGCUGGGUGCUGUAUAGUGAGCUGAGGGGGAGUUAUAUGAGGAAGAGUAUCUUACUGAUGAAGCCUUGACUUGAAGGUUGAGGGGAACAUGGUAAACAUUAUGUACUGGGUAACUGUAGAUAUAUAAGCAGCAGCCUUGGGUCUGUCCGGUUACUUGGUGUAACCGUGUCAAGACAGAGGCCACUAGUGGUUGGUCCUGGCGCUGUCCUCACAGUGCACUUUCUGGGCUGUCUGAGCCUGGCUGGGCUCAAAGCAUGGGAGCUCAGUGGCUGGAAUUGCAGAGACAGAUAGAUGGGUGUGGCCCUCCCUUGCCUCAGACUCCACCCACAGACGUAGAACAGAACCUCCCCCUUUGGGACUCCUCCCUCCACGGCUGUGUCCGACAUGGCAUACUACUGGUCUAUCAAACGUAUCCUACUAUAUAGGGACUGGUGUUCCGUCCUCCUCUCUGAAACCAGCUGUUCCUCUGGCUUCUCUACUAGAAGACCCUUCAUGACCUCUGACCUCAUCAAUCAAGUUUAUGCCAUGUUAUCCUAGUCACGGACACCACUCUCCCAACAUAGACAUAGACGCGUCACAGCCAGCCACCUACCGACCUACACUACUGACAGGGAGAGAAAUGGCACACAGGUAUUGUCUGGUCGUCAAUCUCAGGCUGUGUGCUUAUGUGGCAGAAUGAGUCAGGGGUCAUCAAAGGUCAGGGUUUGUCAGAGGUCAAGCUGGCAUUCUCUCUGAAAGAGUCGGGUGCACAUUGUUGAAUGUUAUGAAUAGAGCAGUCAUGAUUCCUCAUUCUACAUGUAAGAGAGACAUGUUUGUUGUUCUACAUAAUAUAUUUCUGUCUGAAUGCUCCGUUAGAGGUCUCUGUCCUACUCUCUACUGACAGUCUGUGUGUGUGUGGUCGGGGUGGGGACUUUGCCCCUUAACAUUCAUAUUUAUAAUGUAUGGUAUCUUUCUAAGCUUACUUAAAGGGAAAAAUUCACUCUAAUCCAUUUUGUUUGUAUUUUUUUCACUAGUCCACUCUUGAUACAGUCUCAAAAUGUUUUGCAUGUCAGCAUUCAAGAAGCCAAGUGUCACUUGCCACAUAAUCAAUGCGUUUUGCAGUGUAUUUUUCCUUUAAGUCUGUGAUGCCAGUGGAAGGAAGGCCUGUGUAAUGUACUGAGAACAAAGAGGUCGUUCUGUAAGGCAUUGGGUUGUACAUAAGAAUGAUGAUAAUGAUUAAGUUUUUAAUUUUGUAUUUCUACUGCUGUAACUCAACUAAAUAAUAAUGUUGCCUAAAAUAACAAUGUAUUGUUGUACUGUGUCACAGAUUAAUGAUGAUCAUGACCUACAUACAGUACCAGUCAACAGUAUGGACACCUACCGGUUCUUCUUUGUUUUUACUAUUUUCUACAUUGUAGAAUAAUAAUGAAGACAUCAACACUAUGAAAUGACACAUAUGGAAUCAUGUAGUAACCAAAAAAAUUGUUAAACAAGUCAAAGUAGCCACCCUUUACCUUGAUGACCUCUUUGCACACUCUUGGCAUUCUCUCAACCAGCUUCACCUGGAAUGCUUUUCCAGCAGUCUUAAAGGAGUUCCCACAUAUUUCUAGAAAAUAGUGAAAAUAAAGAAAAACCCUGAAUGAGUAGGUGUGUCCAAACUUGACUGGUACUGUAUGUUCUUUUGCUCAAAAGCUUUCCGUCAUCUUAAAUGUCAGACAAACUGCUGUCUCGUCCAUUACAUGACAAAAUGUACCUUCAUCCAUCCAACAUUUCUGAAGGUGUGGAACAUUGUAGUGUGUGUUACAUUAUUGUCUAUACUUAAUGCAUUUGAAUAUAAAGAUGUGAACUCAGA
This is a messenger RNA of Oncorhynchus keta (chum salmon), 7799 nucleotides long. RefSeq names its product rab GTPase-activating protein 1-like. The record is from RefSeq and is a predicted model, not a curated record. Bases 505 to 3804 code for a protein of 1099 amino acids. Lineage: Eukaryota; Metazoa; Chordata; Actinopteri; Salmoniformes; Salmonidae. The transcript has 27 exons.